AUAAGAGGAGCUGUUCGGGCGCGGGAAUUUGUGGGCGGGAGGUCUCGUUUCUCGCUCGCCGUUCGUUCCGCCUCUGGAUUGUCGUCCAUUUUGUCCUCACGCUCAGCGUGGGGAAUGAUGAAUCCGGUGUUCGCUACUGAGAUUUACGUCGCCGCCUGCCGAUGUGCGAUGCUGCUGUCGGCGAGCAGCGGUUUCGAGGUGGAGCGGGUGCGGGCGGACCUGUGUCGGCUGCUUCCCUACCUACGCCAGUCGCUUUCCUGCGCCGUGUGUGGUAACCUACUGAAAAAUCCAGUUGGUCCAAAAAAGUCUGCCUGCCAACAUUCUGUAUGUAACAGUUGUAUAGGACAGCAAAUGCAAAUAAGGCCCUGUAGUUGGUGCAAAGAUCAUGGAACAUUUGUGGAAAAUGAGCAACUUCAUAUUCUUCUAACCUGUUACAAGAAACUCUGUGACUAUAUAGCCAGUUCUGCUAUAUUGGAGAAUAUUUCAGAAAAAGAUACUUCACCAGUUAACCUAAAUAUUUUGUUAGAAGAGGGUAUGAUGUUGGUGCACAAAGAAAUGGAUUCCAGUGUGUUCAAAGAAGUGGAGUCUAGUGUGUUGUGUUGCACAGAAAAAGCUAUGAAAAUAAUAAGCAAAUUGACUCCACUUAAAGUGGUACAAACAUCUGUUAUCACCAAUCAACCAACUGAUUUUGCUGAUGCCAGUUUUAAAGACAGGAAGAAAGCUGUUCAUAUCUUUACGAGAAAGGUUUAUAAACAAACCAUUUCACUGAAAAAUCAUGAUGGAUGUAAUGUUGAAAAUACCGAGGAUGACAGUGUAAUUCACAUGUCUUCUGAACAAAUUCCUAUAUCAAAUAUGCCAUCAUCCAACAAAAGUUCAUUUAACUUAAAGAAACCUACUGAUACUAAACACAGUAUUGUCACUGAAAAGUUGAAGAAUAUGGUGAAAAGUUACAAUGCUAAGUACAAAACUGUAAAGAGGCUUGGUAAUCAGGAAUGUGGUAGUUCAAUGAAAUCUGUAUGCAAAAAGCCAAGAGGGAAAACUGGGUGCAAAUGUGGUCGUGCAGCAUGUGCACCCAGCGUUCUCACUUGCAGGGGACAGAGGUGUCCAUGUUAUGCAAAUCAUAGGUCUUGUCUAGACUGUAUCUGUCAUGGAUGUAAUAAUUCCUACAUGGAAAAUGGCACUAAGAAAUUGGAAUCUUUUGCUGUACCAGAAAUAGCUCAUAAGCAGAGCCGAUUGCUGAAAAGUGUUGGUAGUUCAAUUCCAGUUGAUUUCUCAAAACAAAUGUAAUUUUUAAA
Chiloscyllium plagiosum (whitespotted bambooshark) is the source of this 1295-nucleotide messenger RNA. Its product is annotated as E3 ubiquitin-protein ligase MSL2-like. Gene Ontology annotation, cellular component: MSL complex. The record is from RefSeq and is a predicted model, not a curated record. Gene Ontology annotation, biological process: protein ubiquitination. Lineage: Eukaryota; Metazoa; Chordata; Chondrichthyes; Orectolobiformes; Hemiscylliidae. Gene Ontology annotation, molecular function: ubiquitin protein ligase activity.